AUGAAGAGACAAAUAGGCAGUGUCAACACUCUGCACCAUCAGAGUGCAUCAACGCAUAUAAGGUUUGACAAGACAGACCUACUGCGAGUUCAAAUUCUUCAUGAGGACCCUUUGGUUGUUAGUUUGACAGUGGCGGAAUGCUUAGUACAAAGGGUGCUAAUUGACCCAAGGAGCAAUGCGAAUGUCAUGCCAAGGAUCACCUUCAAUCGGCUAGAAAUCAAGCCAGAGGCGCUUAAAUUUACUGGGAAUCCAUUGUUGGGAUUCGAUAGAAAGCGAGUCGAACCAAUCGGCACAGUAGAAUUACUCGUUCAAGUUGCUGAGAGGGAACUUGUCGAAAGCUUUGUGGUGGUGGAGAUCCAUCCAUCCUAUAAUCUGCUGAUAGGGAGAGGAUGGAUUCAUAGAGUUCAGGGAGUCCCAUCGACCCUGCACCAAGUGAUGAGAUGUCUGAGUCCGGAUGGAAAUAAGGUGAUUGAUAUCUAUGUAUACCAGGUUGCAGCAAAGGAAUGUUACUCGGUGACUCUGAAGGUCGCAGGGAAGGGAAAAGCUCCCAUCCAAUCUGAUAGCCCACAAUAG
Molecule: messenger RNA, 573 nt
Organism: Cornus florida
Lineage: Eukaryota; Viridiplantae; Streptophyta; Magnoliopsida; Cornales; Cornaceae
Exons: 1
Coding region: 1-573 (190 amino acids)
Source: RefSeq, a predicted model, not a curated record